CCCGGGACCAUGUUCACCAGCACCGGCUCCAGCGGGCUGUAUAAAGCACCUCUGUCCAAGGGCCUCUUAAUCGUGCCGAGCGCCUUCUCCCUUCUGUUGGCUCUGCUUUUUCAACAUUAUCAAAAGUUCUUCACGUAUAAUCUGCAAGCAGUGAAAGAAGAAUUUCAGAUUUGGAGGCUUGUCUGUGGGAGAACAGUAUGUCUUGAUCUCAAAGACACAUUCUGCAGCAGCUUGCUAAUUUAUAACUUUAGGAUAUUUGAAAGGAGGUAUGGCAGCAGAAAAUUUUCAUCUUUUCUGCUAGGUUCCUGGAUGCUGUCAGUGUUGUUCGAUCUUCUCCUUGUAGAAGCUGUUGAAUAUUCUUUUGGCAUCUCCAUCAACAACUUGCCUUCAGGAUUCCUGGGUCCUAUAUUUGCUCUUUUUAUACCAUUUUAUUGCUCCAUUCCAAGAGUUCAAGUGACACAAAUUCUAGGCCAGUUUUCCAUCACAAACAAAACACUGGUCUAUAUAUUGGGUUUGCAGCUUUUGACUUCAGGGUCGUACAUCUGGAUUGUUGCUUUAAGUGGGCUGAUUUCCGGAAUGUGCUACAGCAGCCACGUGUUAAAAGUGUACCGUGUACUUUGUGUGCCCAGCGGCAUGGCAAGAAUAUUUGCUUGGACUCUUGAGCCAAUUUUCUCAUCGGCAGAGCCAUCCAAUGAAGUCAGAGUUGGAAUGGGAGCGACUGUGGACAUUCAGAGGCAACAGAGAAUGGAGCUUCUUGAUCGGCAAAUCUUGAUGUCUCAGUUUGCACAGAUAAGAAGACAAAGACAACAGCAGGGUGGAAUGAUUAACUGGAACCGUCUCUUUCCUCCUUUACAUCGUCAACGUAAUGCAAAUUAUCAGGAUAAUCGCCAGACUGAACAAGAGGUGCUGCCUCCAGCUGAAGUGUCUGAAGAACAGGUUGCACGGCUCAUGGAAAUGGGAUUUUCCCGGCUAGAUGCUUUGGAAGCUUUGAGGGCUUCAAACAAUGACCUUAACGUAGCUACCAACUUUCUACUCCAGCAUUGAUGAGCGCCGGCGACAACAAACUUUAAGCAAUACUUGAAAUGCG
Messenger RNA from Euleptes europaea (tarantolino), 1087 nucleotides. RefSeq names its product UBA domain containing 2 (gene UBAC2). Gene Ontology annotation, molecular function: serine-type endopeptidase activity; protein binding. The record is from RefSeq and is a predicted model, not a curated record. The coding region runs from base 10 to 1044 and encodes 344 amino acids. The transcript is spliced from 9 exons. Lineage: Eukaryota; Metazoa; Chordata; Lepidosauria; Squamata; Sphaerodactylidae.